Molecule: messenger RNA, 1660 nt
Organism: Fundulus heteroclitus (mummichog)
Lineage: Eukaryota; Metazoa; Chordata; Actinopteri; Cyprinodontiformes; Fundulidae
Gene: senp8
Product: SUMO peptidase family member, NEDD8 specific
Exons: 2
Coding region: 160-804 (214 amino acids)
Biological process (GO): proteolysis
Molecular function (GO): deNEDDylase activity; cysteine-type peptidase activity
Source: RefSeq, a predicted model, not a curated record
CCGCCCCGGAUACCCGGAUGUACGGAGCCAAUCAGAGGCGAGCUUCUCCUCCCACUGUCCAGAUGCGGCUCGUGUUAGCCAGAGCAAUGAGGAAUAACAGUGCUUUUUUCAUGAUGUCCGUGGUUUGAAUACGUCUUUCAUAGACUCCCAGGCCUAACGAUGGACCCUGUGGUGCUGAGCUACCAGGACAGCCUGCUGCGGCGCUCUGACGUCUCCUUACUGGAAGGACCUUACUGGCUUAACGACCAGGUCAUCGGCUUUGCCUUUGAAUACCUGGUUAACGAGCGCUUCAGAGCCCUGGGAGACGCCGUCAUCUUCAUCAGCCCAGAGGUCACCCAGUUCAUCAAGUGUGCCCCCUGUCCCGACGAGCUAGCCCUCUGCCUGGAGCCUCUGGACCUCCCGUCCCGCCGCUGGGUCUUCCUGGCCGUCAACGACAACUCCAACCAGACGGCCGGCGGGUCCCACUGGAGCCUCCUGCUCUACCAUCACCACUCCAACUACUUUGCGCACUACGACUCUCAGAACGGCAGCAAUUCGCUGCACGCGCGGCGCAUCGCCAGCAAGCUGGAGCCCUUCCUGGGCCCCAGGAGGAAAGCGCUGUUCGUGGAGGAGCCAUGCCCGUCGCAGCAGAACAGCUACGACUGCGGCAUGUACGUCAUCUGCAUCGCCGAGGCUCUGUGCGAGAAGGUCAGGCUGGAGGGCUCCCCCCGCCUCCCCGUGCAGAUCAUCACCCCGGCCUACAUUACCCAGAAGCGGGCCGACUGGUGCAGACUGAUCCAGAGUCUGGCCCAGAAUGACCUCUGAUGCUCUCCGUCUUUCCCCCGGCUGCGUGCAGGACAGCGCCCCCUACCGUCUGCUGCUGGAGAAACAGAAUGCGCUCCUCGCCUACAGCGUAUAGCUACAUAUUUAAUAUAUUGCCCUUACAGUCAGCGUGUUAGGAAUGCUUCGGAGAAAGAGUUGUUGUGAUGUUUCUUCCGGUGUGUCUGUGUGUGUGUGUGUGUGUGUGUGUGUGUGUGUGUGUGUGUGUGUGUGUGUGUGUGUGCGCAGCAACGUCCCGUCUAAAGAACACCAGCAUGCCUAUAGAGCUAAAAACGCGCACGUGCUUCGUCAGCUCGGAGGGCGUGUCCUGUGGAGCAGGGGGAGGAAUCGACUCUUUGAUCUGAUUGGUGUGGAGCGAAUGUAGAAAUGUUUACAGAGAUUAUUGCUCAGGGUCAUUUGAAAUGAACUGAAUUGACUAUAAGAAUGUGCAAACGGACUCUGGCUCCGACGUCCCGUCACAACGUCGUUCUGCUCCUCACUCCCGACAGGUGUCGUCUCUGCACCAGCGGGAGUUUUCAAACGAGCGUCUCGUGCCGCCAAGUGUUUUUCGGGACACAGUGCAAUGCUGAGGGGAGGAAUGUCCGCUAUGUUCUCACAAACGAGUCGCACUCGGUGUAUGAUCCGAUCAGUGCGGCAGCCGUCACGUUUUUUGUGGACGGGAGGGGAAAAAAAGCGCUGUAAAAUCGCUUUGUGGUUUUCAUUUGACACGCCAGCUGUUUAUUUUUUUCUUUUCUUCUAUUAAUAAAACCUCUUUGGCUGCACAACAAUCAGAAUUACCUUCAAUAUGUGUUUAAAAUGUCUCCUGAAAUGAAAAUGAAAUGGAUUAAAUUAACAUUGUCAA